Fusarium poae is the source of this 4965-nucleotide messenger RNA. It is a transcript of the gene TOP2, whose product is annotated as DNA topoisomerase 2. Gene Ontology annotation, molecular function: ATP binding; DNA topoisomerase type II (double strand cut, ATP-hydrolyzing) activity; DNA binding. The transcript is spliced from 4 exons. Gene Ontology annotation, cellular component: nucleus. Lineage: Eukaryota; Fungi; Ascomycota; Sordariomycetes; Hypocreales; Nectriaceae. Gene Ontology annotation, biological process: DNA topological change; resolution of meiotic recombination intermediates; sister chromatid segregation. The record is from RefSeq and is a predicted model, not a curated record. The coding region runs from base 1 to 4965 and encodes 1654 amino acids.
AUGGAUUCUGACGAGUCUAUGCUCAGUCUUGAGGACGAGUCUGAUGGCUUCGUUCCCGAAACUAAAGCGAAGCCCAAAGCCGCGCCCAAAAAGCCUGCCGCGCCCAAAAAGAUGGUGCAAUCAACCCUCAAAACAAAGGCCCAGCCUAAGAAGCGCCCUACUCCAGAGAGCGAUAACGACGAUGCGAGUGUUGCCUCCGAUGCCUCCAACACGCCGCCCAAGGCGAAGAAGCAAAAAAAGGAGGCCGAGGACGACGACAUGGCUAUUGACAGCCCUGCCAAACCUGCUAAGCAGAAGACGGCCACCGAAAUGUACACAAAACUCACACAGCUCCAACACAUUCUCAAGCGACCUGACACGUAUAUCGGUUCUGUUGAAAAAACAGAACAGCAACUAUGGGUUCUAAACAAAGAGACUCAACUCAUGGAGUACAAAGCUAUCAAUUUUGUGCCUGGUCUCUACAAAAUUUUUGACGAGAUUCUGGUCAACGCUGCCGACAACAAGCAGCGCGACAGCUCCAUGACAUACAUGAAGAUCAAUAUUGACCGUGAGGCCGGUGUGAUCAGCGUUGAGAACAACGGAAAGGGCAUUCCUAUCGUGCUUCACGAAAAAGAGAAUAUUUACAUUCCUGAACUCAUUUUCGGACAUUUGUUGGCAGGUUCCAACUUCGACGAUGACGAGAAGAAGACCGUCGGUGGUCGUAACGGUUACGGUGCCAAGCUAUGCAACGUCUUCAGUACCGAGUUUAAUCUCGAGUGUCAGGACAGUGUAAGCGGGAAGAGGUACAAGCAGACAUGGACCAACAACAUGAACACGAUGCACAAGGCCAAAAUCACUGCUAGCAAAACCGCCAGCUAUACCAAAAUUACUUUCAAGCCUGAUUUCAAGCGCUUUGGUAUGGAAGACGGCAUUGACGACGACCUGGAAUCAUUGAUGUAUCGAAGAGUCUACGACAUGGUGGGUACGAUCAGAGGCAUCAAAGUAUUCCUCAACGGAGAGCAAGUCAAGAUCAAGGACUUCAAGGCUUACUGUGAUCUUUACGCCAAGUCUAUCGCAAAGGACAGAAGCGACGAGGAGGGCGGCGCUCCUACCUGCACAGUGGAGAUGGAUAAGGAUAAGUCGCAUCCUCGAUGGGAAGUGGGCUUCGCUGUCUCUGACGGCACUUUCCAACAAGUCUCAUUUGUCAACUCUAUCGCGACCACGGCUGGCGGUACUCACGUCAACUAUAUUGCUGAUCAGAUUACCAAAAGUCUUCUCAACGCUCUGAACAAGAAGCGCAAGGGUCACACUUUGAAGCAAAACCACCUUCGUAAUCACAUCUUCGUUUUCAUCAAUUGCUAUAUCGACAACCCUGCCUUUUCUUCACAGACCAAGGAGCAGAUGACAACCAAGGCUAGCCAAUUUGGUAGCAAAUGCGUACUAGGUGACGAUUUCCUCAAAAAGGUGGCAAAGUCCGAUGCCAUCCAGAACAUCUUGGACUUUGCGGAGAAGAAGGCCGAUAAAAUGAUGGCCAAAAGUGAUGGCAACAAGCGAUCAAGAGUGAACAAUGCCAAGCUGGUCGAGGCUAACUUUGCCGGUACAAGAAGAGGUCAUGAAUGUACUUUGAUUCUGACAGAAGGUGACUCUGCCAAGGGUUUGGCUGUUUCUGGCCGUGCCAUCCUCGACCCUGACCGAAUCGGUGUCUUCCCGCUGCGUGGAAAGCUGCUUAACGUUCGUGACGCUUCGCCUGAUCAGAUCGCAAAAAACCAAGAGAUCCAGAACAUCAAGCAAUUCCUGGGACUCAAGCACAAAACAUCUUACACUGACACAAAAAACCUCCGAUAUGGUCAUCUAAUGAUCAUGGCUGAUCAGGAUCAUGAUGGUAGUCAUAUCAAAGGACUUCUCAUCAAUUUUCUUGAGGUCCAAUUCCCAUCUCUUCUCCGGAUCCCCGAUUUCUUCAGGGAAUUCAUUACCCCCAUUGUCAAAGUCUGGCAAGGCUCAAACCCCAAGAAGCCCCAGAAACUCAAAUCUUUCUUCACGCAGCCCGAAUACGAAGAGUGGAAGGAUGUCCACAAAAACGAGCUCACUCGGUGGCAUUCUAAGUACUUCAAGGGUCUGGGAACCAGCUCCAACGAGGAUGCACAAGUCUACUUCACCAAUCUUGAUGACCAUUUGAAAGAAUUUGAAGUGAUGAAACCCGAAGAAUCCAAGAUGUUGGAGUUGGCCUUUUCCAAGAAAAAGGCGGAUGCGAGAAAAGAAUGGUUGGGCAAUUUCGUGCCUGGUACUUUCCUGGAUCAUUCGGCCAAGCAAAUCUGCUACUCUGACUUCAUCAACAGAGAACUUAUUCUCUUCAGUAUGGCUGACAACAUGCGAUCUAUUCCAUCUGUUCUGGAUGGAUUUAAGCCCGGUCAGCGCAAGGUGAUCUACGCAUGCUUCAAGAGAAACUUGAUCAAAGACAAGAAGGUUGUUGAAUUGGCAGGUUAUGUGUCUGAACAGACGGCAUACCACCACGGUGAACAGUCACUUCAACAAACCAUCAUUGGUCUUGCUCAGAACUUCGUGGGUUCCAACAACAUCAACUGCCUGGAACCUAGUGGAAACUUCGGUUCUCGGCUUGCAGGUGGUUCUGAUGCUGCUAGUCCUCGUUAUACGUUCACUCGAUUGUCACCUUUUGCCCGCAAAAUCUUCCACCCCAUGGAUGAGCCCAACCUGCUACACCAUUAUGAAGAUGGCAAGAAAAUUGAGCCAAUGGUAUAUGCUCCAAUUCUUCCCAUGGUACUAGUCAACGGCGCCGAUGGUAUUGGCACAGGUUGGAGUAGUAACAUUCCCAACUACCAUCCUGCAGAUAUCGUUCAAAACUUGAGGCGUCGAAUGGGUCGCUUCGACGAGAAUGACACAGAAGAGAAACCUUUCGAAACCAUGAUGCCUUGGUUCCGUGGUUGGAAGGGUACUCCUGAGGCUGCUGGGCCCGACCGUUACAAGUUCAAUGGUGUCGCAGAGCUCAACGAACAAAAGGAUAACGAGGUCAUUAUUACAGAACUGCCCAUCCGUAUGUGGACAGAUGAUUUCAAGGCAAAACUGGAAAAGAUCAUUUCCGGCGAAGGAGGCCCUUCGUGGAUCAAAGAUUACAAAGAGUUCAAUGACCACAGCACUGUUCAUUUUGAGAUUGCUGUGGACGAAAAGCACAUGGGCAAAGUAAUGGAGGAGGGUAUCCUUGAGCGAUUCAAGCUUACCAAGCAGGUCGCAACCUCCAACUUGGUUGCAUUCGACACCAGCGGCCGAAUUCGCAAGUACGAGAAGGUCGAAGAGAUCCUCGAAGAGUUUUACCAGUAUCGUCUCGACAUGUAUACUGAUCGCAAGAAACACUGGCUGGGGGUUUACCACGCAGAUUUGCGCAAGCUCCAGAACCAAGCAAGAUUUAUCAAAGAGAUUAUUGACAACAAACUUGUGGUCGGUAAAAAGAAGAAGGCCGUGCUUGUACAGGAGCUUCGAGAUCGUGAUUACGAGGCGUUUCCUCCCCGUGGGGACAAGAAGAAGACGGCGGACGAAGAAGAAGACGAGGAGGACAACCAGGACGUCGAAGGGGACUCGGAGGGUGGUGCCCGUGAUUACGACUAUCUUCUCUCGAUGCCUAUCUGGUCAUUGACUGCUGAGCGACUUGAAAAACUCAAACUCGCCAUCGAGAAGAAGGAGGCUGAGCACGAGGAGCUUCUCGCUCUCAGUGAGAAGGAUCUCUGGUGCCGUGACCUUGAUGAUUUCAUGACUGAGUGGGAGAAUCAGCUUGCAGUCGAUGCUGAAAUCAAGACGAACAUCCGUCGCUUGGGCCGCCGCGUUUCUAAAAAGAUAGGUGCUGGCACCGCUCGUGGCCGCAAAGCCAAGGAUGAUGACGACUACGCGCCUGAGAAGAAGGCACGUGCGAAACCCAAGGCUGCUGCCACAACAGCCAAGCCGGCUCCUAAGCCAGUCAAGGUGGAAACGAAGAGUGCUCAACGAUUUGCCGAUAUGUUCAGCUCGAAACCAAAGGUCAAGAAGGAGCCUACAGCCGACGUCAUGGAGCUCUCAGAUGCCUUCUCUGACGACGACUAUGCCGCCCUGAGCCGCAGCAAGUCGUCGGCACCUGCAUUGAAGACAUCCCAGUCGCCACCGACCGAAGCACCAGGCACUGGACGAGCCAAGCGCGCUGCUGCAUCUAAGAUGAAGACGGUCAUCGACGACGACUCUGAAAGUGAUGACGACCAGAUGCUUGGUGAUGUUGGUGCCCUAGUUAAGGGCAUUGACAAACCAGCUGGUGACGGUGAAAAGGGCAGAUUUAGUUUGCAUGCUAUGAGCCGACCAGACUCCAGCCACGGCAAUACCAGCAACAGUGGACUUCCGAAGGCCAAGGCCAAGUCGGCCAAGGCGUUCGACUUUGAAGACGAUAGUCCUGACGAUACGAACUACGAACUGCUUGCUAAGUCGUCACCACACAAGACGGCGGCCAAGGAUGAUCACAUUGAUAGCUUCCUUUCUGACGACGAGCCUUUCGUAGCUCCAGCCAAGCCAACAUCUGCCAAGUCCAAAUCUACGGGUACCGAGUCUGAGGACCCAACACCGGCUGGCCUUGCCACUGUCAAGAAGGGUCGGGGUCGUCCCGCUGGUGCUAAGAACAAAGAGGCGACGAAACCCAAGACCGCUCCCAAGGCAGCCACAAAGGUUACAAAGACAGCAGCGUCUAAGGUUGCUUCACGCCCCGCCACUAAGCAGACCACUCUUUCGCCAGCAGCUAAGGCAUACGCCGCGAAAAAGGCUGUCAAGAAGCCGGUACUCGACGAUGACUCGGAUGAAGACAUGGCCGAGCCUGACUCGCCACCUCCUAAGGCUGCUGCGAGGGCGCGGCCUGGACGUGCUGCCGCCGCAAGACGACCCAUUGUUGUUGACGAUGAUUCUUCGGUAGGGCAACCAGAUGAGAGCGAUGAUCCUUUCUCAAUGGAUGAUGAUGAAGACUAG